UUGACAAGCGCGAGAUUUUCUUCGCUGCUGUCCACCCUAUGGCUCGGUCGAAGGGAGGCGCAGGAGCAGCGGCAGCGGCAGUGUGAGGAGCUGACAGCGGCGGCCAUGGCCAAGCAGCGCGAACUGGAGGGCCUGACGGCCGCGUGUGAACGUCAGCGGCAGGAGUACACGGAAAAGGAGGAGCUGAUCGCGGCCAUGGAGGAGUACGUCACCCAGAAACAGACCAGUGGCAUGGCACUCCUCCGACAGCUCCAGACCGAUACGUCCAGUGCAGAGCAACAGCUGCAGCAGCUGCGCGGCCAGGUCGCGGCCGAGGCGCAGCGUCACCGGGAGGCGCAGGAGCAGCGGCAGCGGCAGUGUGAGAAGCCGCGCAACCUGAUGGAGCAGCUGCCGUUGCCGCAACAAAAGCCGUAUAGGCCCCCGCUCUUUUCCCGAUUCCUAUACCCUGAGGACCUGGAGGAGAUGUAGGAGCACUACUAGGCCUGACGGUGGUGGGUGACGGACGCUCAGUGGUGGGCCUGACGGGCGCUCAGUGGCAGUGUUGGGUACAGUUUGCUUGCGCCGCGAAAUGUGUGAGGCUGGGUGAUGCGUGCUGGGUGAGGCUGGGUGAUGCGUCGGAUGUGCAGGUGGAGAAGUAGGUGAAAUUUAACAAUGAUAUGCGCCAAGGGACAUGGGCGCUGAGGGAGGCUGGGUGAUGGGUGGUGCUGGGUGAUGCUGGGUGACGCUGGGUGAUGCGUGCUGGGUGAUCGUGCUGUCAACGAAGCAGCUUAGUUUCGCGGGUAACUGCGGGUAACUGUUUACAACUACCAGGU
Molecule: messenger RNA, 812 nt
Organism: Chlamydomonas reinhardtii
Lineage: Eukaryota; Viridiplantae; Chlorophyta; Chlorophyceae; Chlamydomonadales; Chlamydomonadaceae
Exons: 1
Coding region: 106-468 (120 amino acids)
Source: RefSeq, a predicted model, not a curated record